UUUAACAUUCCAGAAAAUUGGAAACCAGAAUUAAUGAAAAGUGCGGGAAGAAUGAUGAGAGAUUUUAAGACCAACAUCACUAGUGACUACAUCUACCCUUUGGCAGAAGACGGUCUGAUAGAUGAACUCCAAAUCCUUCCUAAGAAAUAUCCAGAACUUGACCUAGAAGAUUGGAGGACAUUUGUUAGCCACCGUUUAUCUCCUGAGUUUAUGGCUUUGCGGGAAGCACAACGUGAAAGAUCUCUCAAAUAUACUUCGAGGCAUCGUACAUCUCGUAGAGGGCUUGCCAAUGUUAGAGAGGACCUGAAAACUGAACUAGGUGUGGCAGAUGUAGAACGGUACCAAGUAUGGAUAAGAGCACGAGAAAAGAGGAAGGUUCUUGUUACAGAUUUGGACAAACAAAUUGAAGCAAGAAUUAAUGAGCUGAAAGAAAAAGUUAGUAGUGGAGAAAUCAUUGCAAAGGGUCGGAAUGACAUAUUAACGCAAGCUUUAGGGACACCUGAGCACCCAGGGCGUGUUAGAGCACUUGGGUCGUUUGCGAAGAUUUCGUCCGUCUUUGGAAGAAAACCAAAAAUAGCAACAGAAAUGGCUGAUGUUGUUAGUAAGAAAGAUGCAGAAAUUGCGAGGCUCAAAGCAGAACUUAAAGCUUUAGAGGAGGAAAAAGCUAAACAAGCAGGUGGGUUAGAUGAUAUGGAUGAACACGACAAUGAUGACGAGCAGAGCGACGAAGAAUACCACACACCGCACAUGCAGGAUGACACACCGUACAUGCAGGAUGUGUUACUUUGUUCGGAUAAUAUUCAUAAUGUGGUGGCAGAGGGUGUUAUCAUUGAUGGGGUGGGUCCACUGACUAUUCAUGGUGUCCAACUGACAGACGAAUAUGCGAGGGUGCGAGUCACCAAAAUGUUACAAGAGGAUGCUGAAAUCCCAUGUUCUGUUGGGGAGAUACAAUAUGUUCGAGAUACUUAUGACACAUUUCUUCCUUGGCCAAAAGAUUUAAUUAUGACUGACCAGGGUCCUCUAAGAAAGAAACCUCCUAUGUCAAAAAGUUCAUCCAAGGAUAUGUCAAAACCUCCUAUGACUAGCCCGCAUCUGUCAUCAGCUGGGUCUCACAUCAAUCCAGAAAACACUCUGACCGAAGGCCAACCAUUUGCCGAUCACAUCAUGAAUCGCAUCCAUGUUAGCCUUCAGUUUAUGGUGAGAGAAUUUUGCAGAGUUAAGGGAAUAAACUCAGUCGUCUCCAUUCCAGUGGACCCAACAUUCAUGAAUCGCGAGUCAAUAUUCCUAACUUCAGAGGAUGUGGAACAAGUUGCUACCUUGCAUAUGAUUGGAGGCUCAGCAAUGAUAUUCGGAUUAAGGUAUCCCUUAAACUAAUUCUUUGGAAUGAUAGGAAUUUAGAAUCAGUUAUGAGUACUGCUCUGUGAUCUGUUGAAAAUUUUCAUAGACAUUGAAUGUUUACAGGUUUGGGAAGU
Messenger RNA from Humulus lupulus (European hop), 1472 nucleotides. RefSeq lists its product as uncharacterized. Bases 34 to 1374 code for a protein of 446 amino acids. The record is from RefSeq and is a predicted model, not a curated record. NCBI's taxonomy places the organism in Eukaryota, Viridiplantae, Streptophyta, Magnoliopsida, Rosales, Cannabaceae. The transcript has 6 exons.